Messenger RNA from Ipomoea nil (Japanese morning glory), 785 nucleotides. Its product is annotated as classical arabinogalactan protein 5-like. Lineage: Eukaryota; Viridiplantae; Streptophyta; Magnoliopsida; Solanales; Convolvulaceae. The transcript has a single exon. The record is from RefSeq and is a predicted model, not a curated record. The coding region runs from base 121 to 531 and encodes 136 amino acids.
CCAAUCUUGUGCUGCCCAACAUUUCAGUCUGUCUGCAUUUUGUUUCUGAAGAUAUACAUACAAUUAUCUGUAUCUAUAUUUCCUUCCAGUGUUUGGGUCUACAGCGAGAAAAGGAGAAAGAUGGCUUGCUCACGGGUGAUUUUUGCCAUGAUUUUCGCUUUGGUCGCCGGAUCAGCUUUGGCUCAGGCUCCGGGAGCCUCGCCGGCUGCUUCGCCGAAGAAAUCUCCUUCUCCGGUUGCAUCUCCUCCGAAGUCGGUUGCGACGCCUACUGCGACUCCCGUCGCCGCUCCUACUCAGGCUCCGACCGCUUCCCCCCCUACCGACUCACCGCUGUCUUCUCCACCGGCUCUUCCAACUGACGCCUCGUCUCCCGCCGGCGCUCCUGCUACUCCUACCUCCAUCGCCUCUCCUCCUGGCGCUUCGGCUCCCGGCUCGUCUCCUGCCUCUCCUCCCAGCGCCGCCGCUUUGAACAGAGUCGCCCUGGCCGGAUCCGCCGCUGUGGCGUUCUUCGCCGCCUCACUGCUGUUCUAAAUUCUCCGAUCUGCGAGUUGACUGAGUUUUCGGUCACAUUCUCACCGGAGUUGGAUGAUUUAGGAAUUUUACUUAGUUAUAUAUUUUUUAUUUUUUACUUUCGUGUUUAUUGCUCCGCGUUUUGACGGCGGCGGUGUUUAUCGGUGGUGGCGAUUGAGAUUGAGGACAUAUUACAUUACAUUAUCUGCGUUGAUUUGUUGUUGACUCAUGGUUGUUCAUUACUAUUGUUAUUAAUAUUAUUCUUAUUAUCAUUA